Molecule: messenger RNA, 333 nt
Organism: Prorocentrum cordatum
Lineage: Eukaryota; Dinophyceae; Prorocentrales; Prorocentraceae
Source: the annotation of a GenBank genome assembly
AUGUGUGAGGCGAACUUGGAGCCCGACGUCUUCAGCUACAGCGCUGGGAUCAGCGCCUGCAAGAAUUGCGGGCAGUGGCAGCGGGCUUUGUCUCUGUUCGACGACAUGUGCGAGGCGAGGGUGGAACGCGACGCCAUCAGCUACAACGCUGGGAUCAGCGCUUGCGAGCAAGGUGAGCAGUGGCAGCGGGCAUUGUCGUUGUUCUGCGAGUUGUGGCAGGUAAGAUUGGAGCCCAACGCCAUCACUACAACGCGGGGAUCAGCGCGUGCGGGAAGGGCGAGCAGUGGCAGCGGGCCUCAGCCCUGCUCAGCGAAAUGCGGGAGGCCAGGUUGA